CACUUGUUAACGGUUUCAGGGGCCGUGUUCCCGUAAGUUUACUCCUAUAAGUGUUUCAUUAUCCAUGUGUGACACCAAAUCAUAUUUUUGCCCAUUAGGUCGGGGUCUCAAACAUCCACUGCCAAAAUAACAUCCUUGUUCGACGCUUUGUUAAAGUUUUAUUUGCGAAAAACAGGAACACGGCCCCUGAAACCGUUAGUAGUUGAAUGCUUAACCUUUAAAGAUUGGUACGCAAGUGAAGGAGAUUCUUUCACUACAAGCCAGCACAGAUACAACUUAUGUUUCCACUACAAGCCAUCACGGAUACAACUUAUGUUUCCACUACAAGCCAUCAAAGAUACAACUUAUGUUUCCUCUACAAGCCAUCAAGGAUACAACUUAUGUUUCCACUACAAGCCAUCAAGGAUACUACUUAUAUUUCCACUACAAGCCAUCAAGGAUACAACUUAUGUUUCCUCUACAAGCCAUCAAGGAUACUACUUAUGUUUCCACUACAAGCCAUCAAGGAUACUACUUAUAUUUCCUCUACAAGCCAUCAAGGAUACAACUUAUGUUUCCACUACAAGCCAUCAAGGAUACUACUUAUGUUUCCACUACAAGCCAUCAAGGAUACAACUUAUGUUUCCACUACAAGCCAUCAAGGAUACAACUUAUGUUUCCACUACAAGCCAUCAAGGAUACUACUUAUGUUUCCUCUACAAGCCAUCAAGGAUACUACUUAUGUUUCCACUACAAGCCAUCAAGGAUACUACUUAUGUUUCCUCUACAAGCCAUCAAGGAUACAACUUAUAUUUCCACUACAAGCCAUCAAGGAUACAACUUAUGUUUCCUCUACAAGCCAUCAAGGAUACAACUUAUAUUUCCACUACAAGCCAUCAAGGAUACUACUUAUGUUUCCUCUACAAGCCAUCAAGGAUACUACUUAUGUUUCCACUACAAGCCAUCAAGGAUACUACUUAUGUUUCCACUACAAGCCAUCAAGGAUACUACUUAUGUUUCCUCUACAAGCCAUCAAGGAUACAACUUAUGUUUCCUCUACAAGCCAUCAAGGAUACAACUUAUAUUUCCACUACAAGCCAUCAAGGAUACUACUUAUAUUUCCUCUACAAGCCAUCAAGGAUACUACUUAUGUUUCCACUACAAGCCAUCAAGGAUACUACUUAUGUUUCCUCUACAAGCCAUCAAGGAUACUACUUAUGUUUCCUCUACAAGCCAUCAAGGAUACUACUUAUGUUUCCUCUACAAGCCAUCAAGGAUACUACUUAUAUUUCCACUACAAGCCAUCAAGGAUACAACUUAUGUUUCCUCUACAAGCCAUCAAGGAUACUACUUAUGUUUCCUCUACAAGCCAUCAAGGAUACUACUUAUAUUUCCACUACAAGCCAUCAAGGAUACAACUUAUGUUUCCACUACAAGCCAUCAAGGAUACAACUUAUGUUUCCUCUACAAGCCAUCAAGGAUACAACUUAUGUUUCCUCUACAAGCCAUCAAGGAUACAACUUAUGUUUCCUCUACAAGCCAUCACAGGUACAACUUAUGUUUCCUCUACAAGCCAUCACGGAUACAACUUAUGUUUCCUCUACAAGCCAUCAAGGAUACAACUUAUGUUUCCUCUACAAGCCAUCAAGGAUACUACUUAUGUUUCCUCUACAAGCCAUCAAGGAUACAACUUAUGUUUCCUCUACAAGCCAUCAAGGAUACAACUUAUGUUUCCUCUACAAGCCAUCAAAGAUACAAGUUCAGUUUCCACAGUUUGCCUUUCCCAGGUUUGCAACAAGGCACCCAUUCAUUGACAAGCCCAAAUGGGAGGAUGAACAGCUGGUGGGCUCUUGUUCUCUUAUAUAAAUCUCUCCUUUCAGGUCCCUCUCUACACCUGUCUUUUCCCCAUUACUCACAUCUCCCUGUAGGGGCUUCGUGGUGCAGUGGUUAGCACACUCGGCUCACAACCGAGAGAGCCCGGGUUCGAUUCCCGGGCGGAGUGGAAAAAUUUGGGCGGCUUUUCCGAUACCCUACGCCCCUGUCCACCCAGCAGUGAAUGGGUACCAGGUAUUAAUCGGGGGUUGUGUCCCGUCUCCUGGGGUCUGUUCCCUUCUCCUAUAAUUCCUUCCCCUUCUGUCUCUCUCCGGCAUAUGACCACAGAUGUUGCGCCGACUAAACCAAAUUUUCCAACUGUUCCCUUCUCCUAUAAUUCCUUCCCCUUCUGUCUCUCUCUCCGGCAUAUGACCACAGAUGUUGCGCCGACUAAACCAAACUUUCCAACUGUUCCCUUCUCCUAUAAUUCCUUCCCCUUCUGUCUCUCUCCGGCACAUGACCACAGAUGUUGCGCCGACUAAACCAAACUUUCCAACUGUUCCCUUCUCCAAUAAUUCCUUCCCCUUCAAUCCCUCUCCGGCAUAUGACCACAGAUGUUGCGCCGACUAAACAAGACUUUCCAACUUCCACAAAAAUCACUAGUUUUAGGAAGGGAGAAGGGAAGGGAAAUAGUGAUUUGUGUGGAAAACAAUUGCUGGAUUAAUAUGAAGCAUAGUGAAAACUCUGAUAUCAGAAAGAAAUAGUUUUGUCAUCAGGGUUGAAGGAGACCUAGGCUGCAAAUUUACUGUACUUCUUCCCACACAAUACUUGCAUUUUGGCUCCUAUUUUCUCCCAUUCUGAGGUUUAUCUUGAUCCUCACCUCUCCAUGGCUCCCUCCAGCACUCGGAGACUUUAUAUGCUAUGUCACGGUCAGCAGACGGUGGUGAGGUACAGUGGCAGGGGUGAGAGGUGGCAGACAAGUUAUCACACACGGCAGAUUCACUCUUGUCUGUCUCAUCACCUGACUUGUCAUCAUCAACAUGGCGGCCGAGGCGCUGAAAAUUAAGAUUGUUAAUGUGUGGUGUCAAUAAUCUCAUGGAGAGGAAAGUUGGAAAGUUUGGUUUAGUCGGCGCAACAUCUGUGGUCAUAUGCCGGAGAGAGACAGAAGGGGAAGGAAUUAUAGGAGAAGGGAACAGUUGGAAAGUUUGGUUUAGUGGGCGCAACAUCUGUGGUCAUAUGCCGGAGAGAGACAGAAGGGGAAGGAAUUAUGGGAGAAGGGAACAGUUGGAAAGUUUAGUUUAGUCGGCGCAACAUCUGUGGUCAUAUGCCGGAGAGAGACAGAAGGGGAAGGAAUUAUGGGAGAAGGGAACAGUUGGAAAGUUUGGUUUAGUGGGCGCAACAUCUGUGGUCAUAUGCCGGAGAGAGACAGAAGGGGAAGGAAUUAUAGGAGAAGGAAAAGUUUAGUUAAGUCGGCGCAACAUCUGUGGUCAUAUGCUGGAG
Messenger RNA from Eriocheir sinensis (Chinese mitten crab), 3291 nucleotides. RefSeq lists its product as uncharacterized. Bases 347 to 1930 code for a protein of 527 amino acids. The record is from RefSeq and is a predicted model, not a curated record. The transcript has 2 exons. NCBI's taxonomy places the organism in Eukaryota, Metazoa, Arthropoda, Malacostraca, Decapoda, Varunidae.